AUGGGACGUAUCCGAGGACAGCCCAGCUUCACGACCGAGCAGAAGGCUUGCAUUGCCGGUAUAUUUGCAAGGGUCAUGGGCUCCGGACGAACGACGGUCUCUUCAAUUGUUUCACAAGCUCGGACUUGUGGGACCAUUGAAACUGCUGAGAAGAGCGACCAACCUCUAGCAAGCAAGACUUGA
This is a messenger RNA of Puccinia graminis f. sp. tritici CRL 75-36-700-3, 183 nucleotides long. RefSeq lists its product as uncharacterized. The coding region runs from base 1 to 183 and encodes 60 amino acids. The record is from RefSeq and is a predicted model, not a curated record. The transcript has a single exon. NCBI's taxonomy places the organism in Eukaryota, Fungi, Basidiomycota, Pucciniomycetes, Pucciniales, Pucciniaceae.